AUGCUAAUUUCAUUCCCCUUACUUAUAUUCCCCUUGUUUAUUUUUGUUAAAAAAAAUAAAAAGACACAGACCAGAUGUAAUUUUUCAACAAUCGAGUAAAAUAUGCCCAAAGAAUCGGUCAAAGAGUUAGAUACAGACUCGUCUUCUUCUAAUGUCGAAGAUGCUCAACAUUUUCGGAGGAUUAGGAGGUACAUGAGAAACAUCAGACCAAAAUGUUUGCCAGAUUCUGUCUCCGAGUGGCAAUUAAAACACAGCAAUAAAUUAAACAUUAACUAUCAGAAAAAUUAUCUUUCCACUCCAUAUGAUGUUAUAUUAAAGACAGGAAAUGUAAAAGAGCUCUCAUACUUACAAAAAAAAUAUAUCAAAGUGUUGCAAUCAUAUCUUCAUUUUGAUGCUGUUCAUAAACGAAAUGCUGAUAAAGUUCCAAUUCAUCGCUUUUAUGAUGACUAUAUGAAACCAGAGUUGGAAAAGAUAUUAAGAACAGUAUUAGCCAGACCACCAGAUGGAGAGAAACAUCAUGAAGAAUCAAAAGAAAAUACCAGCAUAGUUGAAAGGGUAAAAUUUUGUGUAGAAGAUUUUAUCGAUGAAUUGUUGAUUUUCCUGAGGAGAACUCUACAUCCCCAUUCUAAUGUCACUGAAGGGAUGUAUUCAUCAUUAUUCAGAUCAUUUGCUACUAUGUGUCAUCUGAGACCUAGGAAUGGUGAUGAAUACCUGUCAUGUUUUAAAGGCUUAAUGGGUGUAAACGUUAGCUCUAAGCCUGAUUACCGUUUAUGUACAAGACAUAUGUCUAAUGUAGAAGAUAAAGAUCCUUAUACUGUGGUAUCAGUUGUUAAGGUAUGUUAAAGGUUUAAUGGGUGU
Messenger RNA from Mytilus trossulus (common blue mussel), 858 nucleotides. RefSeq lists its product as uncharacterized. The coding region runs from base 103 to 843 and encodes 246 amino acids. The transcript is spliced from 3 exons. Lineage: Eukaryota; Metazoa; Mollusca; Bivalvia; Mytilida; Mytilidae. The record is from RefSeq and is a predicted model, not a curated record.